This is a messenger RNA of Paralichthys olivaceus (Japanese flounder), 801 nucleotides long. Lineage: Eukaryota; Metazoa; Chordata; Actinopteri; Pleuronectiformes; Paralichthyidae. The record is from RefSeq and is a predicted model, not a curated record.
AAACGACGGGACGCGGCGAGGGUCAAACGUCGACUUCCGCGUUGUCAGAUUAUUUUGGAGAAAUCCUCCGAAACACCGACACGCGAGUUUCUGCUUCAGAUCCUCGACACCGGAAGAGGUGAAUGAAACGUCUCCUCACUUCACUGAAGAGUUUCAGCUCAUGAGAUGUUUCACUCCUUCAUCUCUGAGCGGAUCCAACGCGUUUAGCUUCAGUUUCUCACAAGCUAACCUGUAGCCACCGCGCUAACGCUAGCUAGCUCUCUCCUGCCGUGCAGAAAGAAACUUUUCCGGCUGCGUCGGUGAACUUUGGUCGCUGAUGAGAAGCAUCCAGGAGCAUGGUGUGAUGUCAGCUGACACCCGCCCCCUGCCACUGUUGAGCUGCUGACUGUCACCUCCAUCCUCUUCAUCACCUCCAUCCUCAUCAUCAUGUCCCCGGGAGACAACCCUCACCUGCUGCUCGGCAGGAUCCGCUUCCUGAACCGCUGCAUCGAGAGCUUCCGGAGGAGCGAGCCGGUGCCGGAGUGUCUGUGCUACGUGCCCAGAGAGGUGUGCUACAAAAUCUGCAAGGACUCGUCGGCCACCUCCGGGGCCGCCUCCGGAGCAUCUGCAGGCGGAUCCGUGGUCGGUAAAACUCUGGUGCCGGUCUUCGACAGUCCACAUCAGGUCCCGCACAGCAAGAGGACGUGCAAGUACAACAUUGAGCCGAAGAAGGGGACGUGUAUCCGGACCACAGGGGAGGAGUACUGCAACAGCCAGGGCCUGUGGGUCAAACUCAGCAAGGUACAAACCUACCUGGGUACA